Messenger RNA from Eimeria necatrix, 2061 nucleotides. RefSeq names its product protein phosphatase 2C, putative. Gene Ontology annotation, molecular function: protein serine/threonine phosphatase activity. The transcript has 6 exons. NCBI's taxonomy places the organism in Eukaryota, Apicomplexa, Conoidasida, Eucoccidiorida, Eimeriidae. Bases 1 to 2061 code for a protein of 686 amino acids. The record is from RefSeq and is a predicted model, not a curated record. Gene Ontology annotation, biological process: protein dephosphorylation.
AUGAGGCGGAUCGGGGACAGCAGCAGCGGCAGAAAUAAAAGUGCAACAGCACCAGAGAAGGCUUUUGUUGCUGACAAGCCCGUGAAUGGUUGUUACGACUGCAGCAGAAAAAACAGCCACGCGUCUCGGUUAGGUCUGCUGCAACGAACUGCUGCAGUGAGGGCGUGGCGUGUGGCCGUCCAGCAGGCGCAGCCACCAUUGCUGCGUCAGGGUAACAUCCCUGCUGCUGGUGUUUCAGCCGUUGCUGCAGCAGGUGCUGCGGCUGCUGCAGGUAUUUUAUCAGGCCGCUUGCACCAAAGGCACUUUUUCUCGAGGUCUCUGGAGAGAGUAGGAUCAAGGCAGGGAACGACGGCUGUAAGCGAAGCAGCAGCAGCAGAAGCGGCAGCUGCAGAUACGGUCAGUUCAUCUCGUUUCCGCAGGCUCUUCUUUGGGUUUGCUCUUGCUGCUGUUCCCCCUCUGCUGUUACAAGAGCUGUUCCAGCAGAAUCAAUGCAGCCAGAAGCAGCUCAAAGAGAAGAGAGGCGCCUCAUGGCUGCUUCGCGGUGCUGCGCUGCACCAGCAGCCCACUGCUUGGUGCGAGCAGGUGCAGCCACAGCUUCUGCAGCAGGUACAGAUUCAGCAGGAGCAGCAGCAGAAAGUGCAGGCGCCCCAACAGGCCGACGAAAAGGACCUGCAGCUGCUGCAACAAAUGGUGGGAGAGCCUAGAAGUGCCUGGCCGUUGUCUGUACACUCGACACAGCAGGCGCUGCAGCAGCUCGGCCUUGCAGCAGGCGUAUCUCAAGUAGCAGCGAAUUACCCCGUCGAAGACAGGGCAGUAUUCGCUGCUGUCUCUACUGCUUCUCCCGACGAACCAGCAGCUGCAGCAGCGCAUCUCACCGCAGCAGCAGCAGCCUCAACAGCACAGCAGCAGCUAAUGGCGCUUGCACAGCAGCUGUUUCCGAAUGAUGCUCCACCAGCUGGUGCGGCUGCUGCUGCUCCUGGCAGUGCUGCUGGGUCUGUGUUGCAGCCACUGCAGAAGUCUGGGGAUUCGAGUCGGGGCAGUCCAUGGAAGCCACGCUGCCUUGUGGCCAUUGUCGAUGGUCACGGAGGGCCAGACGUUGCCGAGUACGUACACCAACACUUGCCUCGCUUUGUAGCUGCUGAAUUAGCUGCUGGAGACGGAACGGACCUCAAGUUUGCAGAGAAGGCACUGGCCCGAGCUUUCUGUCGACUGGUAGGGGCUUGCUGCUUGGCUCUCCUCUUCACGGAAAAAGGAAUCGUUGUAGCGAACAGCGGCGACUGCAUGGCUGUGCUGCAGCGCAGUAGCGGAAGCAGCAGCAGUCAGCUGGUGGAGCUUAACAAACAACAAAACGCAAACUCCCCAGAUGAAAGGAAACGGCUACAGAAGCUGCAUCCAAAGGAAGAUGAUGUUGUAAUCUGUAAGCGGGAGUGGCUUGAGCCGCGUCAGCCCCAAAACGCAUUCCAUUCUCUUCUUCAUGCAGUUGGCCUUCUGGGCAGCGAAACGCAGCGGGGCUCGUGUUAUGUGAAGGGUCGGCUGCAGCCGACGAGGGCCUUUGGGGAUUUCAUGCUAAAAAACGAAAAGUACAUUGAAGAACUGCAAAGAGGUAGACGGCGGCGGCCCCCGUGCACCAGCAGCAGUGCAGCAGCAGCGGCUGAAGCAACAUCAGGCACAGCGGCAGCAGCGGCAGGAACAGAGACCUGGUCAUUUCCCUAUGUAAUAGUGGACCCACAAACACAAGUUUUUGAAAAGUCGGAAGCGGAUCAGUUUGUGGUGGUCGGCACAGAUGGCCUCUGGGACUUCCUCAGUCCUGCGGAGGCAGCAGCAGUUGUCAGGUCAUCCCUUAGCAGCAGCAGCAGCAGCAGCGGCAGCACGAUGACGGAUUUGGCAAAAAGGGCGGCAGACGCUCUUGUGCGAGAGGUCAUGCGGAAAGCAGCAACGGAACGCGGCAUGUCGAUUGCUGCUGCCCUUUCUGCCCCCCCGAAGCAGCGCCGCCGCAUUUAUGACGACACUACCGUCGCUGUCAUAUUGCUGAACUCAGCAGGGCAGCAGCACACAUCCUAG